AUGAGAUAUGAUUAUGACCCAAUCUACGUGCCUGGGAAGGACAUGCACGCAGCGGACACUCUAUCGAGAGCGCCGUUGGAGUCUACCGAAAAUGCGAAGGAUGCACUGGAAACUCAAGUGGAAGCAUACGUUAACUGCGUCGUAGGAAACCUACCAGCAUCUGACAAACGCUUACAGCAAAUACGCGAUGCUACCGCAGCAGACCCAGUGAGUAGAACAUUGGCUAAACAUGUUCUCGACGGUUGGCCAGACCAUAAAGCUGACGUUCCAGAUGCGAUAAAGCCGUUUUGGAGUGUAAGAAGCGAUCUGUCAAUCGCCCAGGGAAUCAUCUUCAAAGGUGAUCGAUUGUUCAUACCAUCUGUGUUACGUCCAGAUAUAAUUGAGAAAAUUCACGAAGGCCACAUGGGUAUAGUCAAAUGCCGUGAAAGAGCACGGUCGUCUGUGUAUUGGCCAGGUCUAAGCCGCCAAAUAGAGGACAUAGUAAAUUCAUGUUACAUGUGCGCAGAAAACAAAAACGUCCAACGAGAGCCGUUAAUGCAAACACCUAUACCGGUUCGCCCAUGGAAAAUCGUGGCGACUGACUUGUUUCACUUGAAAGGGAACACUUACUUAUUAAUUGUUGACUACUACUCGCGGUUCGUCGAAGUAAAAUUAUUAACUACGACGACAAGUGAUGUCAUAGUUGAAAAGAUGAAGGCAACGUUCGCGAGGCAUGGUAUUCCGGACACUUUGAUAUCGGACAAUGGUCCUCAAUAUGAUUCAGACGCGUUCAAAGCAUUCGCAAACGACUACGCUUUUGAACACAGAACGUCAAGUCCUCGCUAUCCACAAGCAAAUGGAGAAGCGGAGCGAGCU
Molecule: messenger RNA, 855 nt
Organism: Anneissia japonica
Lineage: Eukaryota; Metazoa; Echinodermata; Crinoidea; Comatulida; Comatulidae
Exons: 1
Biological process (GO): DNA integration
Molecular function (GO): nucleic acid binding
Source: RefSeq, a predicted model, not a curated record